Molecule: messenger RNA, 816 nt
Organism: Drosophila subpulchrella
Lineage: Eukaryota; Metazoa; Arthropoda; Insecta; Diptera; Drosophilidae
Product: trypsin alpha-like
Exons: 1
Coding region: 28-816 (262 amino acids)
Biological process (GO): proteolysis
Molecular function (GO): serine-type endopeptidase activity
Source: RefSeq, a predicted model, not a curated record
UCUAAAGUCUCUUUCAAACUGGUCGAGAUGUUCUUCAGCUGCUUUCUUUUGCUACUGGCACUUAAUGUCCUGUCUGCAGGACGAGUACCCCAACCGGAAAACCGUAUUAUCGGAGGAAGUUCCAUUGAAAUCGAGCAGGUUCCGUGGCAGGUUUCCUUACAGUUUCAAGGACAACAUAUUUGUGGAGGUUCCAUUUACAGCAAAGAUAUUAUUAUAACUGCUGCACAUUGCCGUUUUACGAAAGAAGGUCGACGACUUGAGGCCAAAGACUUUAAAAUUCGAGUAGGAUCCGCAUUAAAAAACUCCGGCGGAAGACUUGUCCAAGUUGCAGCCAUUAAAUCCUUCGAAAUGUAUGUUUUGAAUACAACUGAGAACGAUAUUGCCGUGAUGCGAUUAAGUGAACCACUGGAGUUUACCAACAAAGUACAAACGAUUUCUUUGGCCGAUAAGAAUCCUGAUCCUGGAACUCCCGCAUUCGUUUCUGGUUGGGGAGCAACGUCAGCACAGUAUAAAUUUUUGAAUGGUCUUCGGGACGUGGUGUAUACAUAUCCUAUAAAUCUUCAGGGCGUUCGGAUUCAGAUCAAUAAGCCGAUAAACAUUUUCGGUGGAUUACUGGCUUCUUUACGUCAGGACCUAAUUACCGCCGGAGCUUUUGGACAAUCUACUUGUAGUGGCGACUCCGGUGGACCUCUGGUUGUUAACCAACAACUUGUGGGUGUCGUCUCAUCAGGUCUGGAAUUGUGCGAUGCUGAAGCCGCUUUCAUCAGUGUCCCCUACUUCCAAAAAUGGAUUUUACAUGCCAUUAAAUAUAUUUGA